AGUAUCCACUUCACCAUCAGAGCUGUCACUUUCAGAUGAUCUUCAUAUUCGGAAAUAUCUUCAUUUCUGUCAGAUGCUUCAAUAUACGCUUAUAACUCUUUAUCAGUCAAAGGUCUGCGACGUACCAUGUUGAAUGUAAAAGCCAAUACCGAAUCAUAACUGCAUCGAUGCCUUGUUUUAUAGUCUCAACAUCGUUAGCAAGCACAGACUUGUCAACGCACGCGUGUAGUGAACGCUUAUGAAAGUAUUCAUAUGGAUAUAGGCUAUAAGAAUCUAUGGUCGCAGAUACAAGUACAGACUUGUUUCUGUACAGUAUAUACAUGUAUGUAUAUCUAAAGUUUUUACUAUAUUUUUGCUUCAAACAAUAUAUUUUAGUUGAAAAUGUAAUAAAAUAAAGAACGAUAUAUGUCUAACAUUUGAAAGUAUACUAAAAAAAUACAAAUAAUAAAACAAAAUUUAGGAUUACAUCUUCUUUCGGGUCAAAUAUACCCGAACAGUAUAGCAGGGUUUUGGUUUUCUAAUCAGGACAUUUUUAGAUUAGGAAAGUUUAUCAUUUUCAUUAAAGUGAUGACAUUUGCAUUUUUUGUCCUACUGUAGUGAAAUACUAAAGUAGGAAAGUUUCAAUCCACUUGGUUUAUAACAGGAUCUAGUAUUUUAUAUGAUUCCAUGAAUACUUUUAGGAGCAAUUAUAUUUCAAUACAGGGAUCUUUCUUGUAGAUAUUCUACUAAACUUUCAACUCUACGUUUUUCUACUCCAUAAAGGGAAUAAAAAGCCUUUUUUUAAGUACACAAGAGUUUGCCCUUCUCUUAUUUUCGAUCUACAUUUCUGAAUAUUGGACGAACUGAUAUAAUUACUAAAAUGGAUGUCCUGUUUUUCUUUAUUUCCCAUUGCAUUAAAUCUACUAAGUUUAAUACUAUUCUGCCAUGAUAUUAAGGCUUAUAGUGAUAACAGAAAAACAUUUUCACAUAUAGUUCCUUUUCAUAUAGUCGCAUUUCCACUUUAUGAACAAACUAUAAUUGCAUCGGACCACUCAGCAUGAUGAAAAGUUGAAACUGAUCUUGUAUUUACAUUCCAUCUUGGCCUAUAUGCCAGUAAGCCGAUACAGCUGCUUGUCUUUAAUAUCUAACGGAAUAUUGGUCGGAGCAAUCUCGUUCUUGUACAAAAAGAAAGAAAAUAUUGUAUAAUAUCUGAGUAUUUGCAACGUUGUCAGUCCACCCAUUUCUUCGGUGUCCCACUUGAUCUGUUUCCGAAAUAAUAUCAACAUAAAUGUCGCUUUCAUGUUGGCUAAUACUUUACUGUUAUCAUAAAAGAUCUUUGUAUCUAUCUCAAAAAUUACUCACAUCACAAAAGUACUCAAACCUAUUACUACGAGCAGUGUCAGAUAUGACACAAGUUAUACAACCAUUAAAGAUUGGCUGAUUCAUUAUAACAACUGUCCAAACUAUUUUCAGUGAUAUCAAGAAGAAGAACCUACCUUGCGAUCGAAAUUUUUCUAAAGGAAUCACGCGUCAUUUCCACAUUUCCUUAAAAUAAGGAAUUUGAUCUGAGAACACGAACACACAAAACAUUAGUUUUUGUCCAGCACGUUGCAAUCUAUGCUCUCCAGCAGAUUUGCAUGUGUAAAAGCGAGUGUGCCAAAUAUGAAAUAAAUCGCAGGAAUGGCAAAACUUUUCAUCAAAUUUGUAACAACAUUUUUGUUAGGGUAACAUAUUUACCACAAGAAGCAAUAAGGGGUUAAGAAAAUAUCUCUUGCAGCUGAGGCUCUGCAAAGUGUAGACGAGUUUUAAGAUUAUAUGGUAUUAACAGUUGGUAUCAACAGUAGAUGUUAUAAAACUUUUGAAUCGGAACUUCAUUAAGAGUACGUACUACAACAUAGUACAAGCUGCAGAUAUUGUCUUAGGUUUUCUUGAUAUUUUUAAUCUAAAGAGCCGGACAAGAAACCAAGCACGCUAUUCCUGCUUCAUCUUUGAAUCGAUAAGGAAUGUUUAUACGAUGUUAAUCUUUUAAUGAGCAACAAAAAUUGUGGAAAGGAUAUCUGUAAUAACAUUUUCUAAUGAUAUUUAGAUAAAAUGUGUAAAAUUUGCUAAAGAAAAUUACUUAAAUUACCCAUUUUAUCAGGGUAUCUAUUAUAAUUGAUUGUUUAUUAAAUUGAAUUACUCUGCAGAUUUCAAUCACAGUAUUUUCUUCAUUACUCAUUUGAUUACUUUUUCAAAAAAGAGAAUAAGUUUUUUCGUUGUCGUACAAACUUUCAAAAUUAAAGUAGGUUCUAAAAUAUUUAAUGUCUUAUGAGAGGGUAUUGACAUACGAACAAAUAAUAUUGAAGUAAGAAAUCGAUGAACCCAUGGAAACUUAAGGUAGUACACAAGAAGUGAAUCGAAGGUAAUAAUAAAAUUGAGUAUAUUAUAAUCAAUAUUUCAAUCAAUCAAUUUAUAAUCUUAUAAACAAUAUUUGUAAUAAGUGAUUUUUUUGGCAAAAACUGUACUUAAUGGUAUUAACAUAUCACUAUAAAUUGUUGUUAAUAUAAUAGACUUAUCAGCGUUUUUGAGAUGAGCCACUCAGAUUACCACCAAUGGCAUAUUUUUGAAUCAUCACUUAUCCAACGAUAUGUUAUAAAAAUUUAUAUUUACGCAUUAUCUUUACCUUUAGAGAUAGAUUGAUAUCAAACAGUAUUUAUAGUUAGUCACGAAUCGCGCCAUGUGUUGUACGUACAUGAUCAAGUUACAACGCUGAGUGCUAAAUUUGGUUUAAAUCCCAUACAAACUGAAAAGAACAAUAUUUAAUUGAAAUAGUAAAUUAAAGUAAUAAAGUCAUUCCACAACGAAUAUCUUCUAUUUUAAUUUAAAACAAAAAAAUUAUUACAAAAAUGAAAGAUAUAUUUUCUUAUCAAGGAGCGUAGCGAUAGUAUUAUAUCACUUCCAAACUAAAUAGAUUCAAAUGUAUUACGUAAACUUUCGAGACUGAUUCACCGUCCGCAAAGAAAUACCAAGAGGUGUUGAAAAUUGUGAUUUUAAACCUCAGGACAAGAUCAAAAAAUAAUUAUAGAAAAAACAUGAUUGGGCCAUCAUCGGAGAUUAGCAAGUUGCUGCUUGUGUUGCUACUCUUCUUGUUAGCUUGGUACGUCUACAUGGACGUCAAUUUGUACUUUAGGAUCCACAAUUACCCUAUCGACGAUGAAAUCACAGAUAAUUCAACAAUUACCUACAGCCAAGUUGCUUGGAUCAACUGUAAGAUAUCACCGAUGUGCGAUAUAACCCCUAAAGCUCUACUAUUGGAUCAAACUAAUCAUUAUCUUUUCGGUCCAUUGGUGAAGAUUGUUGAUAAAUUGUUUAAAGUAUCUGAUACUCAAUGGAUUACGCCGAAUUUAAUUAGUUUUUUUCAUGUUUUCGUCGCGGUUGUGAGUGCAAAGUGCUUUUCUAGUGAUAGUUUAGCUUAUAGAAGGAUCGGGGUGGUUUUAUUCGAAUUUAGGACAUUUUUGGAUGAUAUGGAUGGUCACGUAGCACGUGAACGUAAAAAUAUUAAAGGUGAAAUAUCCGAAGUUGGCACUAGCGGUUAUUACAUCGAUGGUAUUUGUGACGGUUUAGGAACAAUAGCUUUAUUAGUCGGAGUUUUCUUAUUUUUAAAAAACAAUCCACCAAGACGCGGUUACAUGCAACUUCCUACCAUAAUAAACGACAGUGAAACCACCGUGUAUCGGGUAAAAGUAACAACUAAAAAAGUUGUUUUAAAUGUGGUUUGUUUCGCCGCCCAAUUACUAUUAAGUUCGAUGGGUUGGAACCGGUACAUAGCUAUUUAUCAGGACAUGUUAGGUAAAGAAAGCGGGGAUUGGUUGAGGCGAUGCGUGAUUUUAAAAAGUUCGUUCUUUUUUAUUGUGGUUAUGGUGUGGCGAAUAGUUAAUGUUCACAAUUUAAUGCAUUUCUUGCUAUUAUCUGUGUUUUGCGAUAAACUCUGGGAGUUCCUACGGUUUAUGCAAUAUAUUGGUUUUGUGAUUGUACUCGGUGCUAUUUGCGUUGCCGAAAUACAUAUUAUGGAUGUUAAAAAUUUUUUGUAUCAUGAUUUAUCAAAUGCUACGAUGUACUAAUAAUUAUAAGUGAUAAAAAGUUUUAUUGGGUAAGAUUGAAAAUGCAAUAUUAGAAGAUUAACCAUGUUUUGCUCAAAGAAAUUAUGAACAUUUCAAUGAUUUAAAAUCUAAUUCCUAAUUAUUAGGCAUUACUUUUAUAUCUUCCUUCCUAUAUCUGUCUUCUAUUUAUUAAAACAUUAGGCCCCGCAUCUGAGGCUUUGCAUCGAACGCACAAUAUUGUUUCAAAACAACAACUUUUUCUUGGAAAAAAUACCUCGGAAAUAAGAUAACAGAAUAACUAUCUGUAUUACUGGUGAAUAAUAUUUGUAUAUCAUACGGUGUGUAUCACAUAAUCUCCUAAAUCUAAUAUUUUAAAAACGGGUAAAGAUGUUUACGUUAAAAAACGUAAAUAUCUUGAAUUUUAGGUACUAUUAUUUUUUUAUUGUACAAAAAGAAUGUGGAAAACAAAGCUUUUAUAUGCAUAUGGUGUACUUAAAACUGCACAAGUAUUUUAUUUAUAUUAUUAUGAGAAAAAUCUUAACAUUAACCUUCUUCAGUAAUGAUGUAUAUCAUAUAAGCAUAUAAUGAUGUAUAUCAAAAUUUCAAAAUUCCUGUUUUCACUUCAACUCUGUAGUUGACUAGUGAUAUUUUUUUAAAUAAUGCUUUUUUAAUACCUUUCUAAUACUUUUUACGUUGUAAUAUUAUAGUCGAGCCUGAGGAAGAUUAAUAGUUAACUGAAAAAUGUUGCACUGAAUAAUUUAAAUAAAAAAUACGUUUGUUUGUUA
Molecule: messenger RNA, 4843 nt
Organism: Onthophagus taurus
Lineage: Eukaryota; Metazoa; Arthropoda; Insecta; Coleoptera; Scarabaeidae
Source: RefSeq, a predicted model, not a curated record